AUGUUGCAAGUGGUUUUCCUGGGGAAACUAGCUUCUCUUUCACAGUUUUCGCACUCUAUUUUUAGAUUAAGUGGUACAAUUAUUAUAUGGAUUCGUGCCGUAAUUCUGGAUUUUAACAAUAUCGAUAAGAUUGAAUUCCUGACAAAUAGUGCUGCAGAAACAAUAUUUCCAUGGAAUUGUUCGGAAUGGAUUUGCUUGAUAUCGAAAAUAAGUGAGAAUCCUAUCCUACUGUUUUCAAAUAUCUAUGCUUGCCGCAAUGAGCCGCAGUAUUCCAAACAUAAUAUGCGAAUGUGCGUUUCACAUCAGUCAUCUUGGGUUCGAAUUUGA
Molecule: messenger RNA, 327 nt
Organism: Loa loa (African eye worm)
Lineage: Eukaryota; Metazoa; Nematoda; Chromadorea; Rhabditida; Onchocercidae
Exons: 4
Coding region: 1-327 (108 amino acids)
Source: RefSeq, a predicted model, not a curated record